GCCUACUGAAGGGACAGCGAAAGACACAGACAUUGUUCUAUCUUUCUGUCUAUUAACAAACACCGAUCAUCUCUGAGAAAGAUGACAGACACCCAUGUCAGAAAUUGAGCUGUUUCUGCUCGAAUAUCCAUGCACUCAAGUUUUCUUGCUUGAAAGUUAGAGACAAACUUUCUGGGUUACGCUUGCAGGUCCAUAUUGAAAAAAAGAAAAAACUAUUAGCAGUUGAUCAAAUGGAAGGUAGUGAUAUACUGAAAGUGAGUAGUGCACGUCUAAGCAGCUCUAGCAUCUGGAGGAAUAGUGGCAUGGAGGUUUUUUCCAGGUCAUCGCUGGAUGAAAACGACGAAGAAGCUCUGAAAUGGGCAGCUAUCGAGAAACUGCCGACUUAUUUGCGUAUAAGGAGAGGUAUACUCACUGAAGAAGAGGGUCAAGCCAGAGAGAUUGACAUCAAGAAUCUUGGACUGCUAGAUAGAAAGAAUUUAAUAGAGAGGCUAUUAAAAAUUGCAGACGAGGAUAACGAGAACUUCCUGUUGAAACUCAAGGACCGCAUUGAACGGGUUGGACUUGAGUUUCCCACCAUUGAAGUCCGGUUCGAGCAUUUAUAUGUGGAAGCAGAAGCUUAUGUUGGAAGCAGGGCAUUACCCACCAUUUUCAACUUUUGUGUUAAUAUGCUAGAGGGGUUCCUGAGUUGUCUUCACAUUCUUCCAAGUAGAAAGAAACCACUACCGAUUCUUCAUGAUUUAAGCGGAAUCAUCAAGCCUAGAAGAAUGACUCUGCUAUUAGGCCCCCCAAGCUCCGGGAAGACCACGUUACUGUUGGCUUUGGCAGGAAAACUUGGGAAAGAAUUGAACGCGUCAGGGAGAGUCACGUACAAUGGACAUGGAAUGGAAGAGUUUGUACCGCAGAGAACAUCUGCUUAUAUAAGUCAACAUGAUGUCCAUAUUGGAGAAAUGACAGUGAGAGAAACGCUAGCUUUUUCUGCAAGAUGUCAAGUCGGGCCACGUUAUGAGAUGUUGGCAGAAUUAUCGAGGAGAGAGAAGGCCGCAAACAUUAAGCCAGAUCCUGAUCUUGAUAUCUAUAUGAAGGCUUCAGCACUUGAAGGACCUGAGGCUAGUGUCGAAACCCAUUACAUACUCAAGAUUCUUGGACUAGAAGUCUGUGCUGAUACCAUGGUGGGGGAUGAGAUGUUACGAGGUAUAUCUGGCGGACAAAAGAAGCGAGUCACUACAGGGGAAAUGCUGGUUGGACCAGCAAGAGCUCUUUUCAUGGAUGAGAUCUCGACUGGUCUGGAUAGUUCAACAACAUUUCAGAUAGUAAACUCACUCAGACAGUCCAUCCACAUCCUCAAUGGAACAGCAGUUAUCUCUCUCCUCCAGCCUGCACCAGAAACCUACGACCUAUUUGAUGAUAUAAUUCUGCUCUCAGACGGUCAAAUCGUGUAUCAGGGUCCUCGUGAAAAUGUGCUCGAGUUCUUUGAAUGCAUGGGAUUCAAGUGUCCAGAGAGGAAAGGAGUUGCUGACUUCUUACAAGAAGUGACAUCAAGGAAAGAUCAAGAGCAGUAUUGGGCAAACAAAGAUGAGCCUUAUAACUUUGUUUCAGUAAAGGAAUUUGCUGAAUCAUUUCAGUCAUUUCACAUUGGUCGAAAACUAGGUGACGAGCUUGCUACUCCUUUUGACAAGUCCAAAGGCCAUCCCGCUGCUUUAACAACUAAGAAGUAUGGAGUUAGCAAGAAGGAACUGUUCAAAGCUUGUGCAUCUAGAGAGUUUUUGCUUAUGAAGAGAAAUUCAUUUGUCUACAUUUUCAAGAUGUUCCAAUUAAUUCUAUCUGCUUUUAUAACAAUGACGUUAUUUAUUCGGACUGAGAUGCGCCGAGAUACAACUACAGAUGGUGGGAUUUAUAUGGGUGCUAUGUUCUUUACAAUCAUCAUGAUAAUGUUUAAUGGAUUCUCGGAGCUUGCCAUGACCAUUAUGAAACUUCCUGUCUUCUACAAGCAAAGGGACCUCCUCUUCUAUCCUUCAUGGGCAUAUUCUCUCCCAACAUGGAUCCUUAAGAUUCCUAUAACAUUGGUGGAAGUUUCCAUUUGGGUACUAAUGACUUAUUACGUCAUAGGCUUCGAUCCAAACAUCGAACGGUUUUUCAAACAAUUCCUGUUACUCCUAUGUAUUAACCAGAUGGCAUCUGGAUUGUUCCGAUUGAUGGGUGCAUUAGGAAGGAAUAUAAUUGUUGCCAACACAUUUGGGUCUUUUGCUUUACUUGCAGUUCUGGUUAUGGGUGGAUUUGUUAUAUCUCGAGAGGAUGUACAGAAAUGGUGGUUAUGUUACUGGGUCUCCCCAGUGAUGUAUGGGCAGAACGCUAUAGCUGUCAAUGAGUUUCUCGGGAAUAGUUGGAGACAUAUUCCUCCCAACGCAACAGAACCGCUAGGAAUUUUAAUCUUGAAAUCUCGUGGAGUAUUCACAGAAGCAUACUGGUAUUGGAUUGGAGUUGGAGCAACGAUUGGAUAUAUUUUUCUAUUCAAUUUCCUCUUCACAUUGGCCCUAAAAUAUCUCGAUCCAUUUGGGAAGCCUCAGGCAGUACAAUCCAGAGAUGCCUUGGCUGAGAAAAUUGCAAACAGAACUGGAGAGGUCAUUGAGCUAUCAUCAAGAAGGAGGAGUUCUUUUGAGAAAGGGAAUGAAAGCAAAAGAAGCGUAUCAUCCAGGACGUUGUCUGCAAGAGUGAGCAGCAUUAAUGAAGCUAAACAACACAACAAACGGGGGAUGGUCCUACCCUUUGAACCCCUUUCCAUCACAUUUGAUGAAAUCAGAUAUGCUAUAGACAUGCCGCAGGAAAUGAAAGCUCAGGGAGUUCCUGAGGAUCGGCUGGAACUCUUGAAGGGGGUGAGCGGUGCUUUUAGGCCAGGAGUCCUAACAGCUCUAAUGGGUGUGAGUGGUGCUGGAAAGACUACUCUGCUGGAUGUGUUGGCGGGAAGGAAAACCGGUGGAUAUAUUGAGGGAACCAUCACUAUAUCCGGUUAUCCCAAAAAGCAAGAAACAUUUGCCCGCAUUUCAGGAUACUGCGAACAAACAGAUAUCCACUCUCCUCAUGUUACAGUCUACGAGUCUUUGCUGUACUCUGCAUGGCUACGUUUACCACAUGAGGUUGACUCUGCAACCAGAAAGAUGUUCCUUGAGGAAGUGAUGGAGCUGGUGGAGCUAACCACUUUGAGAGAAGCCCUUGUGGGAUUGCCCGGCAUAAAUGGACUAUCAACAGAGCAGCGCAAAAGGCUGACAAUUGCAGUUGAGCUUGUUGCGAACCCUUCUAUAAUAUUCAUGGAUGAACCCACCUCCGGUCUUGAUGCCAGGGCAGCUGCAAUUGUAAUGAGAACAGUGAGGAACACCGUAGACGGGAGAACUGUGGUCUGCACCAUCCACCAGCCCAGCAUUGAUAUAUUUGAUGCUUUUGAUGAGCUAUUUCUCUUGAAACGGGGAGGUGAAGAGAUAUACGUGGGCCCAUUAGGCCGCCAUUCUUCCCAUUUAAUCAACCACUUUGAGGGAAUUGAUGGAGUUCCUAAGAUUAAGGAAUACAAUCCUGCAACCUGGAUGUUGGAGGUUACUUCAGCAGGACAAGAAGCAGCCCUAGGGGUUAAUUUCACAGAAAUUUACAAGAACUCAGAACUUUAUAGGAGAAACAAGGCCUUGAUCAAGGAACUCAGUACAGCCACACCGGGUUCAAAAGAAUUGUACUUCCCUACGCAAUACUCACAGUCUUUCGUUACCCAAUGCAUGGCUUGCCUCUGGAAACAGCAAUUAUCAUAUUGGCGAAACCCACCAUACAGUGCCGUCAGACUCCUAUUCACAACUUUCAUAGCUUUAAUGUUUGGGACAAUCUUCUGGGAUCUUGGCUCAAAAAGGCGAAACCGACAAGAUCUUUUCAAUGCAAUGGGUUCCAUGUAUGCUGCUGUUCUCUUCAUAGGUGUACAAAACGCCUCAUCAGUGCAGCCAAUUGUGGCCAUUGAGAGAACAGUCUUCUACAGAGAAAGAGCUGCUGGAAUGUAUUCUGCUUUGCCAUACGCCUUUGGACAGGUUGUCAUUGAGCUCCCAUAUAUUUUCGUCCAGACUAUCAUAUAUGGGAUUAUAGUGUACGCCAUGAUUGGGUUUGACUGGACAUUAAGCAAAUUCUUAUGGUACAUCUUCUUCAUGUACUUCACUUUCUUAUACUUCACUUUCUACGGCAUGAUGACUGUGGCCGUUACUCCAAACCACAACAUAGCUGCUAUAGUUUCUUCAGCCUUCUAUGCAAUAUGGAAUCUUUUCUCAGGAUUUAUAGUUCCCAGGACAAGGAUGCCAAUCUGGUGGAGAUGGUACUUUUGGGUUUGUCCCGUCUCUUGGACCUUGUACGGAUUGAUUGCUUCACAGUUUGGAGACAUUAAAGACAAACUUGAUACGGGUGAAACGGUAGAAGACUUUUUGAGAAGUUAUUUUGGGUAUAGAAAUGAGUUUCUGGUGGUUGUGGCUGUUGCGAUUGUUGGAAUCUCAGUGCUCUUUGGGUUCACCUUUGCCUAUUCGAUUAAGGCAUUUAACUUCCAAAAGAGAUAGACGACAUCUUCUUCUUCUUGUUCUUCUUUCUUUUUCUUGGGUUUUGUAAAACUCAAUACGGAGGAAAUCAUGUUGUUGCAAGUUUCAAUUAUUAGCAUGCUAGAAUUUAAAGCUGCUUCAAGAGAAUGUGCAUUGAUUUCCAUGUAAAAGGUCUAAUGUAACGAACCGACGAAGAAUUUUAUCCUCGUAAUAUU
Juglans microcarpa x Juglans regia is the source of this 4762-nucleotide messenger RNA. Its product is annotated as pleiotropic drug resistance protein 1-like. The record is from RefSeq and is a predicted model, not a curated record. Gene Ontology annotation, cellular component: membrane. Lineage: Eukaryota; Viridiplantae; Streptophyta; Magnoliopsida; Fagales; Juglandaceae. Gene Ontology annotation, molecular function: ABC-type transporter activity; ATP binding; ATP hydrolysis activity.